AAUUUCACAAAAAAAUAAAAAUAAAAAUCCAUAUCAUUAUAUUCAUAUUUAUAUAUAUGUAUAUGAUGAAGAUGAUGAAGCAAUAUUCAACAAUAGAAAUGGGAGAUGUUAAUAAUAAUAAUAAUAAUAAUAAUAAUAAUAAUAAUAAUUUGAUUAUGAUGAAAGCUCUAGUGGUGGAUGAUAAUGUGAUCAACCAAACACUACACAAGAAGCUCUUACAAAAUAUGGGCAUUCAAAACGAGGUCGUUUCAAAUGGUAGAGAAGCCAUUGAUGUUCACUACUUGGGCCACAAAUUUGACCUCAUUCUUAUGGACCUUGAUAUGCCUAUCAUGAAUGGCAUUGAGGCUACAAAAAAACUUAGAGAAAUGGGUAUUGAAAGCACAAUAGCAGGAGUUUCAUCACAUUCUUUAGAGGAAAAUAUAAGAGAGUUUGUGGAAGCUGGUCUUGAUGAUUAUCAACAGAAGCCAUUAACUUUCAACAAGUUACUUUCAAUUCUCCAGAAAGUCAACCAUCAUCCUUGACUUUUUUAUAUAUGUAAUCUCAAUCUCAACUCAAUUUUAACUUCUUUUUUUUUUUUGUUUUACUUUGAAAAAAGAAAAACAAAAUAGUGUCAUUAAUUAUUAUAUGUUAAUUAUUUCAAAGCAAAAAAUAUAUAUAUUGAGCUUUUUCAAUUGUUGAAUGAUUUAUUAUAAAGGCUCGAAUAUUAUUAUAUCAUAUGUAAAAGUUGAUGAAUUUUAUAUAUAUGGACAAGUAAUUUAUGUUUUUUUUUUUAAGAAAAAAAAAGUAAAUUGAUUUAUGUGUAUUUUAUGGCUUAUUUAUUAUUUGUUCGUACAUUUUAAUUAUUUUAUAUUGUAGGAUGCACUUUCUUUAAAUCAAUUUAUAUUUAAACAUAAACUAUUAAAAUUUAUUUUUAUACUAAUAAUGUUAUAUAUAUUUUUUUUUUUUGAGAAAAACUAAUAAUGUUAUAUUUAUUUUUUAACAGAUUCUAUUUAAUUAUAAUGAGUAAUAAUAUUAAUAUAGGUACGUAUGUAUUUUGAAAAUGAGAGUCUAAAAAAUUAGAAGUUUAUAAAAAUAGCAUCAAUUCUAUACGAGAUUUUAAGAAAAUACGAAUCUUAAUUUUUAUUAUUUUUUUAGUGCCACUAUUGAUUAUUUUGGGAAACAAAAGAUUUUAUAUUUGUUGAUUAUCAUAAUUUAUAACUAAAUAUGUAUUUGGGUUAGAUGAUGAUACGAUUUAGAUAGGAAACGAUCAUUUUUCUGAUAUUAUUUGAAUUUUUCAUUGAUAACGGGGAGUUAAAUUUUAAUAUUAUAAUAAUAUGGUAUCAGAGCUAAAAAAAAAUCUAACAAAUAUCUUA
Messenger RNA from Cannabis sativa, 1352 nucleotides. Its product is annotated as two-component response regulator 24-like. The record is from RefSeq and is a predicted model, not a curated record. Gene Ontology annotation, biological process: phosphorelay signal transduction system. Lineage: Eukaryota; Viridiplantae; Streptophyta; Magnoliopsida; Rosales; Cannabaceae. The coding region runs from base 57 to 521 and encodes 154 amino acids. The transcript is spliced from 2 exons.